Molecule: messenger RNA, 2624 nt
Organism: Fundulus heteroclitus (mummichog)
Lineage: Eukaryota; Metazoa; Chordata; Actinopteri; Cyprinodontiformes; Fundulidae
Product: protein phosphatase 1, regulatory subunit 15B
Exons: 3
Coding region: 256-1917 (553 amino acids)
Biological process (GO): response to endoplasmic reticulum stress
Cellular component (GO): protein phosphatase type 1 complex; endoplasmic reticulum
Molecular function (GO): protein phosphatase regulator activity
Source: RefSeq, a predicted model, not a curated record
CAACAAGACGACACUCUCAGUUCUACUCCAGCAAAGACAACAGCAGAAGAACCAUGGCGUACCCGAUGGAGCGGAUUUGACGAAGAAAAGCGAAAAUGGCAGCAAGCAGCCAGAGAAUGAAGCGACAACACUCGAGCGCAAAUCUGUCACCGACAAACCCGCGGAGUCUGUUGGUUUUGGACGAGGAAUACCAGAAUACGUGAGGAUAUUUUCGUGACGGUGGCCGUAAUCCGAGAAGAAAGGAGCGGAGGGAAAAUGGCUACUACUGCUGAGAGCGGCUCAGAGCGGACGGCCAUGGAGAGGUUCGGCGGCGGAGGGAUGGCGCUGCUUCCCUGGACUAAGCAGAUGCUCACCGUGCUGUGGGAACAGCUGCGGCUGCUGGUUCAGGUCAUCUAUUACACUUUCAUUUCAGUUUUUCAGAUGUUCCGGUUUGAGGUCCACGUCAGAAUCACAGACGAGACGGGAGAGCACAUCCAGCACAUGGGCACGGCCUCAAACGCUCCCGAAUCCUUCCUCUUCUCCUCCCUGUUCGACGGCGACAACGGCGUCAUGGUCGGCGGCUCCAACCCCCUCUCCAACUUCUGCGCCGAGGUCGGCGACCCCUUCGCCGGGAAGUCCACGGCCGAGGCGCUGCUGUCCAGCCUGCGCGCCGACGACCUGUGCUGCGGGCUCGUGGACGACUUCGUGUCCAGGGCGGCGGGGAAGGAGGAGAGCAUCCUGCUCGGACACCAGUCGGCCUGGAAGGUGGGCUUCCCCGGCGACUGGAACAUCUUCGUGUCCGGCGGCGACAGCUGCAGCUCCGGCGACGGCUGCCACAGGAGCUGCGAUCAGGUCCCCCGGCCCAAAGAGAGAGGCUGGAAACAGGAGACUUCAGAGGAGGACAGGAGCUCUCAGUGGAGCAGCGAGGAAGAGCAGAACGUGGCGGAGUUUCAGAGUGAAGAAAGCCGGGAGCUCUGGGAGUCGCUGUCCAGAUCCAGCGACCCGUACAAUCCCUUCUUCUUCUCCGCCUGCAUCUCAACCAAGCCGGACAUGGGCAAAGGCAAGCCCGACGUCAAAACCAGCGGCGACCCGGAUCCGAGGGCCAGCGAGGAGUCGGCGGGGCCGCCGCGGCUGAACAUGUGGGCGUGCCGCUCUGACAGCGAGAGCAGCUGGAGCAGCUGGGCCGGCUCCGAGUGCUCCAGCCCCGACGUGGACAAGGAGGAGAGCGACAAGCUGUGGGAGUUCUUCAGCAGCCCGGAAGACCCGUACAACCCCAUGUACUUCACGGCCAGCACGGCCAGCAGCCCCACGCUCAGAACCAAACCCGCCUCAGUAUGCACACAGGCCUCGCUUCCCGCACCGCCCGCCAAGCCCGACGCGGAGACGGAGGACAACCAGAGCAGCUGUCCUCCGUCGGAGGACGACGAGGAAGAGCUGCUCUGGAAGUCUCUGGGCCAGAGAGACGACCCGUACCACCCUCUGAACUUCCAGGCUGACGCUCAAACGCAGAGACCACCCGCAGAGACCAGGAAGCAGACAGAAGCUCCCAGGAAACCCAGAGGAGAGAAGCCCGCUCUGCCAGACAGAAAGUUAAAGCAGCACUGCCACCCAGAGAAGAGGCUGGUGCCCUGGAGGAGACCCCAGCCAGCGCCUCCCACGCCUCCUGACAGGCAGGAGGACAGCGAGGCCGGCACCCGGCAAAAAAAGGUGCGGUUCUCCCCUCUCGUCCACGUCCACGUCAUGAGGACCUGGCCCUUCGCUCGCCAGGCGUCCCGCAAAGGCCACUGGGAGGAGCUGGCCCGGGACCGGGACCGCUUCCGGAGGCGGAUCGCGGACACGGAGCGCGCGGUGGGCCGCUGCCUGAGCCGGCCUCACAGGGAGAGGAUGCGGGCGUACCUGGACAGUGCCUUGGAUCGGACGCAGGGUCCCGAGCCGUGAAUGUCUUUUCCUUAUCGUUUGUGGACGUGAAUAUUUUUGGGGAUUGGUUGCAAUGCAACAGUGAUAUUUGUUCUUGAUUUUUAGGCCAAUUAGAAAUGUGACGUAAAGGCCAUCGUAAAUGUUCUGUGUCAAGUUGACCAACCGUGUACCUCAAGAGGGUUUUUCUACGUUGUGUACCUGUUGCACUGACUGACACUUUCUCAUGUUAACCUCAGCAUUAAUGUGUGGAAUGUUGUUUUUGUAUGCCUUAUAUACUGACCUAGUAAUGUAACUUAUUGAUGCUCCGCGGAGCCUGUCCUUUCUAUUUUACCAUCGGCUUGAACUGUUUGUACCCGUUUUUAUAUGCGUAAAGAAACCAAACGGUGAUGUCAUAAGGACGCAGAGCUUUGCGUUACAAAGUGUUUAUUGAAACAGAUUUGUAAGCAUGACGAAUACUGACUUCUAGUGCAAUUUUGUUUUUGCAAGUCUUGAUAUAUUUUAUGCUUUUUUUUUUUUUAAGUCCUGUGUUUUUAUUUUGUUUCUAUGUGUAUUUAUUUUAUUUUGGUUGUGUUUUGGGUGGAAAGGCAAGGCGGCGACGUGAUUCAGAACACUUUGAUCGACGUGACUCGCUCGGCUUCUCGUGGUGACAUCAUGUAGCUUCAAGUUUGUCGCUAGAAAAAAAUGGAUUGUAGCUACUGCGUUCAGUCAAUAAAAUUUCUUACACUGCA